Molecule: messenger RNA, 1857 nt
Organism: Apis florea (little honeybee)
Lineage: Eukaryota; Metazoa; Arthropoda; Insecta; Hymenoptera; Apidae
Product: odorant receptor 13a
Biological process (GO): sensory perception of smell; detection of chemical stimulus involved in sensory perception of smell
Cellular component (GO): plasma membrane
Molecular function (GO): odorant binding; olfactory receptor activity
Source: RefSeq, a predicted model, not a curated record
UUAUUUAAAUUAAAAAUAAUAAUGGUUACAUCUAACAUGUUCGCUAAGUUAAAUCUAAGUUUCCAAUUAAAAACUUACUCCACCACUUACUAUUAUAAAUUCCAUUCAUAAAUUCACAAUUAACAAUAAGGAUUAUUACAUUAUCCACAAACUUAUCAUCCACUCAAUAUGUUAAUUUUAAUCUCUUUCAAAAAACGUACCUUCCUCUUUCGAGCUACCUCAACAAUUUUCCUCAGGCCGUAUCUUCCACUUUUUCCACCACCACAUUCCUACCUCAACUUCACAGAGGAUUUACGAUAUCGUUCCGUGAAUCAUGCAUAACUCAUUGAUCACAUACAUUACGUAUCAAGGUACGUAAGUAAUAGAUCGCGAAUAAAGACAUAUAGCAAUUCUCUUCCCUUGGCCACGAAACAGCUCGCUAAUAUCACUGUAAUAUAACGAAUAUAACGUGCACGAAUGAUCGAUGGAGAACGAUCAAAGAGAGAGAGAGAGAGAGAGCAAUUACUCUGAAAGUAUUUUUCGAUAAUUGAUAGAUGUAUCCCCCUAUAAAAUUGCGAAUAUAUCCGAUUGGAUCUCUCGAGAUCCAGUAUGAGUUUGAAACAUCGUAGAGACGUUUCGUUCAGUUUAGCUACGUUUUUUCUAAGGGUCGUCGGCUUUUGGUUAACCAGCAGUCCCCUCGAAGAAUGGCUCGGGAACGUCACAGUGAUGUACAGUAUAAUCACUAUCGUUUUCUCCAUGUGGGUACAAACGAGAGGUCUUUACUUCUCUUGGGGAGACUUUGGUGUAUGCACUUUCAUCGCGUGCAAUAGUUUGGGAUUAAUAAUGGAUUUGUUAAAAGUAUUCGUCGUAUUUAUACAUAAGAAGAAGUUUCUUGGUUUGAUCGCAUACAUGCAGAAAAAUUUCUGGCAUUUCGAUUACGAUCAGUAUGAAAAUUCUCUUAUAGCAGAUGCGAAACAAAUGUGUGUCUACUUCGUAUGCGUUUUCUCAUUUUUCUCUCAAUCCACGGUUUUUUCUUAUAUGUUUAUGCCAAUGAUAUCAAAUAUUGGAAAGAAUGAAUCGGAUAGGAUGCUUAUAUUUAAUAUGUGGCUGGAUCUGCCAUUGUCUAUGUCGCCAUAUUUUGAAAUAACUUACGUGAUACAGGCUUUGUGUUUGUAUCAAGUUGGAAUAUGUUAUCUUUGUGUCGACAAUAUGUUUUGCAUCAUGUGUCUACACUUGGCUAGCCAGUUUCGUAUAUUACAAUAUAGGCUAGUCAAUUUGUCGAGUGUAGAAAAUAAAGAAGAAGUCGAUAAUGAGGAAAACAUGGAUUCUUCGGGCAGAUGUUACGCCAUAUUAAAAAAUUGCAUUCGACAGCAUCAAGCUCUGAUCCAAUUUUCCAUCACACUCGAAGAAAUAUUUACAAUAAUUACACUUGGACAAGUUCUAAUAUUUAGCACGUUGAUUUGUUUCGUCGGAUAUCAAGUGCUUUUGGUGAAUUUGACCUUUUCGUGGCGAAUUUCCUUCCUGUGUUUCUUAAUAACCAACAUGUGUCAACUGUGGAUGUUUACCUACAGUUGUGAUUGCAUGACACGGGAAAGCGUGAAUGUUGCCUCGGCUGUGUAUUCCAUACCGUGGACGCGUAUACCAAUGGAUAAAUUUGGAAAAAUGAUACGAAAAGAUUUGCAAUUCGUUGUCGUGAGAUCUAGACGUGCUUGUUCUCUGACAGGUUGUGGCUUCUUUGCUAUAUCUCUUGAAACUUAUACGAAGAUCAUGAGUACAGCUAUGUCAUAUUUCACUAUACUAAAACAACGAACCAUAGAAAUAGAAAAUACAUAGGUAAUUGCUCAUACGAUCGAACAAUGAUAAAAUGAAGUUUCCUCG